CAAAACCCUUUCAAUUGCAGUGUUGACAGAUUUUCAAAUCAAAGGCUUUUUUCUGGAUAAUGGUUGAAGUUAAGAAAAACAUGUUUGUAAUUCAAUCUGGAGUGUUAUGUAGAAAUUUGUUCCAGAUGGCGGAUUCAUUAAAUGGGAAGAUCGUACAACCAAAGCGGAUGAAGUAAAAGAUUUCUAAUUUGAAUGUAGUGAAAGUGACGCAACGCCCGCACCUGUGCUCCAGAAAACAGCCGGCCAACCGAAUAUUACCGACAGCCAACAAGUCAAAUUCAUUCUCCGACCACUAUUUCCCCCCCUCCGGCCAAAUCCCACCUUCAAAAUUGAGACCAUCGCAAUCUGUAAUGAGAAAAGCUAAGAUAAGAUUCGCCGGCAAUAAGAGAUGGUCAGUACCCUUACUUUGCCUUUCAGUGUUCAUUCUCAUACUGGUUUCCAUCCUGAUUUUUAAUCACCCCAAAGCCCACAAAUCUUCUCCCUUCCCACAUUCAGAGUCAAGAACCGAUGAUUCCGGGUUACUCGGAUCCGGGUCCCUGCCGGAGCUGCCCCGACUGGCGUUUUUGAUCUCGGGCUCCAAAGGCGACGGCCGGCGGAUGAAGCGGCUGCUUAGGGCGUUGUACCAUCCCCGGAAUUACUAUUUGCUGCAUCUUGAUUUGGAGGCCGAGGAUGCGGAGAGGAUGGAGCUGGCUAAGUUUGCGAAAUCCGAGGUUGUGAUUAGGGAGUUUAAGAAUGUUAUGGUGAUUGGAAAGGCGGAUUUAGUCACCUAUAGAGGCCCUACUAUCAUGGCUUCCACGCUCCACGCCGUCGCCAUUCUCUUGAAGAAGGCUAAGAAUUGGGAUUGGUUUAUCAAUCUCAGUGCUUCAGAUUACCCUCUCAUGCCUCAAGAUGAUAUCCUGCAUGUUUUUUCGUUUUUGCCCAGGGAUCUGAAUUUUCUCGAGCACUCAACAAAUCUUGGCUGGAAAGAGUUUCAGAGGGCUAGGCCUAUAAUCGUAGAUCCGGGCUUAUAUCAUUCGAAGAAAUCUGGGGUAUUUUGGGCAAAGGAGAAAAGGUCAAUGCCGGCCGCUUUCAAGCUGUUCAUGGGAUCUGAAUGGGUGGUUCUCACGAGAUCGUUCUUGGAAUUCUGCAUUUGGGGAUGGGACAAUCUCCCGCGCACUCUUCUUAUGUACUAUACCAAUUUCAUAUCCUCCCCCGAGGGCUACUUCCACACGGUUGUCUGCAAUCACAAGGACUAUCAGAACACGACGGUGAACCAUGACUUACACUACCUAAAAUGGGACAGUCCCCCGAAGCAGAACCCGAUGAACUUGACAAUGGAGCACUUCGAGGACAUGGUCCAGAGUGGGGCCCCAUUCGCUCGCACUUUUGCCGCAGAUGAUCCUGUUCUUAACGAGAUCGAUAGGGAACUCUUGAGAAGAUCUGACGGGCUGUUUACCCCCGGGGGUUGGUGUGUUGGGAGUCCUGGUUUAGGUAAAGAUCCUUGUCUAGCACGUGGCAGUUGUGAUGCAGUUAAGCCUUCUGCAGGGUCAAGAAGGUUGGAAAAACUUGUACUGAAGCUCCUUGAUUCUGAAUAUUUCAGGUUUACUCAGUGUAAAUAACUUAAGAUUAUGUGCAGAGAAUCUCUUCAGAUUCUCUUAUUCUUUGCUAACUUUCUUCCUAGUGUUAGUGUCUAUGUACAGUCAUUAUGCUGUAACAUCUGUUUAUAAUUCUACACGUGUUUUGAAAC
Ipomoea nil (Japanese morning glory) is the source of this 1726-nucleotide messenger RNA. Its product is annotated as beta-glucuronosyltransferase GlcAT14C-like. The record is from RefSeq and is a predicted model, not a curated record. The coding region runs from base 351 to 1598 and encodes 415 amino acids. Gene Ontology annotation, molecular function: glucuronosyltransferase activity. NCBI's taxonomy places the organism in Eukaryota, Viridiplantae, Streptophyta, Magnoliopsida, Solanales, Convolvulaceae. Gene Ontology annotation, cellular component: membrane. The transcript has 5 exons.